GAUACAACAGGGGCUCAGAUAUGGGAAGUGGAUUCAGGUGCAAUCAGUACCCAGGUGGAUUCACCACCUCACAGUCAGGACAGAAGACAACCAAGGUGUUUCUUUUAACCCUGAUGCCGUCAUAACAUAACCCAUAACUGCUCAAUGACAAUGUUGUCUUGGAAUGCAUUGAACUAGCAUUCUUAUAUUAUAAAAUAGAUAUGCUUCAGUGGACCAAAAUGUGACUUAAUGUUCUGAUGUAAAUGUGAUGCUUCUUAUUGCCCUGCUGUGACAGAGGUCAGUCCUCCAGAUGAUGCCGUGCACUGUGUCCCAACUGCUGUCUGCCAUGGUUGCCAGGGAAGUCUUCAGCGUUGGUGACAUCGAGGUCAACCAGGUGUGUGUUUCUGUUCCACCAGGUGAGGGUCCCUGUUGGUAGAGAAAGCUAGAGCCUGUUCUCAGUAGGUCCUGUCUCAUGUUUAUCCACCUUUUUCACCAAAAACCCUGGUCACAGAAAAAACGUUUUGGCAUUGAUUGAACAUCCACACACACACCUGUUUUGCAUUUGAUUUCUGGAUGAAGGUAUCUGUGGUGGGUAUCGUCAGGAGAACGGUUCCCUCUGUAAGCAAUGUCUUGUACUCCGUGGACGACAUGACUGGACCACCAUUGGACGUGAAGCUCUGGGUGGAGACUGCGGUAAGUGGAUAAUCAGUGGUGGAAAAAGUACCCAAUUUGUCAUACUUGAGUAAAAGUAAAGAUGCCUUUAAUAUAAAAUGACUGAAAUGAAAGUCACCCAGUAAAAUACUACUUGAGUAAAAGUCUAAAAGUAUUUGGUUUUAAAUAUACUUUAUCAAAAGUAAAUGUAUAAAUCAUUUAAAAUUCCUUUAUAUUAGGCAAACUAGACGGCACAAUUUGUUUAUUUUUAUUUACGGAUAGUUAGGGGCACAUUUCAACACUCAGAUGUAAUUUACAUACAAAUAAUUUGUGUUUAGUGAGUCCGCUAGAUCAGAGGCAGUAGAGAUGACCAGGGAUGUUCUCUUGAUAAGUGCGUGAAUUGCGUGUCAGGGAAAAUGUAUGGAGUAAAAAGUACAAUAUUUUCUUUAGGAAUUGAGUGAAGUAAAAGUUGUCAAAAAUAUCAAUAGUAAAGUACAGAUACCCCCAAAACUACUUAAGUAGUACUUUCAAGUAUUUUUGUUUACACCACUGUGGAUAAUUUAUAGGUCUUCGUCCAGAAAUGUCUCAAAUGUGAAAACUAGGUCGGGAAAAAUAGGGCAUCGCCAAGUUCAUUAUUUUCUAAUACUUCAUAUAGCAGAUAAAUAUAUAUUACUGAAUAUUUGCCUUACAGGAUCCUGGUGUGGACAGUACUUUUGUUUCCCCAGGGACUUAUGUCAAAGUCUCUGGAAGUCUGCGCAUCAUUCAGGUAAAUGUAUUCCAUUUAGUACUUUGUCUAGUAUUUCUCUGCACAUUUUUGUACCCCUUCACGUACCUCCUGACAGGGCCAAAGAUCAUUGGUGGCUUUCAACCUCUGUUGCCUUGAGGACCUGAAUGAGAUCACCUCUCACAUGCUGGAGGUAGUGCAGGCCCACAUGCAGCACAACAGGAACCUGUGUGGUGGUGGAAAUGCUGGAGACAGAUGCAUCAAACUACGGGCUGAGUGCCUGUCAGAGCCA
Messenger RNA from Coregonus sp. 'balchen', 1646 nucleotides. The record is from the annotation of a GenBank genome assembly. NCBI's taxonomy places the organism in Eukaryota, Metazoa, Chordata, Actinopteri, Salmoniformes, Salmonidae.